Messenger RNA from Schistosoma rodhaini, 10025 nucleotides. NCBI's taxonomy places the organism in Eukaryota, Metazoa, Platyhelminthes, Trematoda, Strigeidida, Schistosomatidae. The record is from the annotation of a GenBank genome assembly.
UUGCGAGCUAAAACCAAGGUCUCAGCAUUGCAGUCUAAUAUCUUUGGUAGCUGUAUCCACAGUCAUUGCGACCCUACAAUACCUAAGUAGUAAUACAGGUUAAUUCACUCGUUUCCGUGUUUUUGGUACGUAUUCCCAUGGUAUCGAAAAUAUAUCCCGAUUUAACCAACAAAAGGGAAUCACAAAAGUAUCAAUCCUUUCCAGCAUACCCAAUUGGUCCAGAGAGAUGGAAGUAAACAUGUGAUCUUGACAGCCUUAAGGUGACACUCCAAAAAAGCCUACAAGCUCAGAAAAAUUACUUGUCCACUCACUAUUGACAAAUGGAAUUGAUUACCACAAUACAUGAUUUAGGCCCCACAUAUUGAAUACUUCAAAAAAGUUAAAUACGGUGAAAAACUUCCAUUUCCAAGAUUAACACAGGGUUUUCUUCCUCCUUAUUUUUCCGAAGGUGAAACGGAAUUUUGGAUAUUGGACAACAGUAAUUAUGAGAGCGCGUCGAAUGAUGGUUUGUGUUACUGCCGGUAGGUUUGCUGUUGGAGUAGAAGUAGUGGACUGAGAUCAACCAGCAAUAAAAAACGAAAUAACAGUGGAACAAUAAAUUUGAUUCCAGUAAUUGACCCCCACAUGUCGAGUUAUUCUUUGUUAUAAGAGAAAAAGGUCAAGUUCUUAGACUGCUGUCAUGAGUUGUGGUUGUUACCAUUAAGAGUUUUAGUAGUUAACUGAAAUCCGUUAGGCCUACAAAUUAGAGUUAAGUUUGCCAUUACGAGUUGACACAUUAGUCAUACUGCAAUGCUUUACUACCCUCUCAUUUAUGAACUUAUGGAACUGAUGGUUGCGAUCUAGAAUAACAGUUGGAGGGUAGAAAUUUCUAGCUUCACUAAACACUUUAUUGCUCAACAGACCUUUCGGCGAGACAAUAAUUUAUGGACGAGACAAACAGAAGCUUAUUAGGGACUUCAAGGUCCCGGUGCCAAUUUCAGUGCCUGGUGACAGUUAAGCGUCUAUAAUAAACGGUAAUACUAAUAAGUUCCUUUAUUUGUAAUUGCAGUAAUCAAAUGACUUGUAGGCUUUAGGUAGACUACCAUGAUGUCCUUCGGCGUAAUAUAUGUUGGAGAAGACGUCUUCUAGGAUAAGAACUUUUUUCGCUCAAUGUAGAUUGAGACUAAGGCAAAUUAUAAUAAUUGCCACAAACUGUUUAAUAAAAGUACUGGUAACAUUAACUCCAUUAAUCGCAGAUGUUGUUGAAGCUCCGGCUGUUCAGUGGUAUGAGUAUUGUAGGAAUAUAUGCGUAAUGAAAAUGACAAAUUUACAUAUUCGGAGUACACAAAACAGUAUUGAAGCUAUGUGGUCGGUGCUGAGAGAGUUUUCGCGACUUUAUCAUGAUUAGCUUAUAUUUCUCAAGGUCACUUGCGAUUCGUUCAAAGGUCGUCCAUAAAUUAUAGUCUCGCCUACAUGAUUAGUCAACUUAAUCGCUGAAAUUGGACGAACAUAUUUAAGGACAUCUGGAACCAAUCUAUCUAACCCAGAUGCUUUUCCUCGUUUGAGAUUAGCUAUAGCCUUUAAAACUUCAACUAGAGUCGAGGGACCUACUUCAAUGUUCCAUCCAGACUGUUUGGGAAUGGUGGGUAACUGUAGUAUAGCUGAAGGCCAGCUAAACUGUUCUCUAAAGUGUUCCGCCCAUCGUUCUAAACGUCUGGGCUGAAAGCAGAUAAGCGUCUCGUCUUUUCCCGAGAUUGUCUCGCUUACAAUUGACUUCUUUAUUCCGGUUUCUUUCAUUAGUCUAAAGAGUUGUCUAGUGUUGCCUAUAGCCGCUGCCUUUUCCAUUUCUUUUUCUUUCGUUUCCCACCACUGCUGAUCGUUCCGUAGACUUUUGGUUAGCCUAGAACGGAUUUGCUUUCGCCCUUCAUCGCGUUUAGAACCUGAUGGGAUAGGUUUACGAGAAUCCAUCAGUGCAAUAGACUUGGAAGAAAUCCAUUGGUUUUCUGUAACCUUUUGGUUUAAAUUGCUAAUAGGUGUUACUGCUGUUUCUGCAUCUGUUCGUAUAUCUUUCCAAGCAACAUCUGGUUCAGCCUCGUUUUAUGAAUUGCCUAGAUGUGAACUCAGUUGUUCCUGGAACUUAGUUUUAGCUUUCUCUUCCCUCAGUUCAAUUCUAAUGGGUCUUCUUAGUGUAGUUUUUUUGCAUCCAGUGAGGCGCAAGUAAAUGUGUGCUCGUAUUAAGGCAUGGUCAGAGUCUAAACGUGUAUUCCAGAACGAGCGACAGUCUUCUUUUGAGGCUCUCCAACGAUGACUGAUGGCAAUAUGGUCUACUUCAGUCCAUUGUAAGUUAGGUGCAGGUGGUCGCCAUGUUAGUGGGAUGCCUCUCCUUAUGCUUAAAAUUAGUGUUUGCUAAAAGUAAACGAUUGUCUGAGCAUAGUUGCAACAGACGAUCACUAUUAUCUGUUCUCUAAACCGGAACACUAAAAUACCCACCUAAAUGUCUUUCUGUUUGGUUUAAGCUAUCUACUUGGGCGUUAAAGUCAUCUGCUACGAGUACUAUGUCUGAGCGUUUAGCUUUUUGAAGAAGUUUAGAGAGCUUUUUGUAAGAUUCAUCUUUCCAUCCGGGCUACAGUCAAUGGGUGCGUAGGCAGAAAAGGACGAAAGGGCGACGACGUGUGUCCCUAUCCUUCCGAGUUCUUACAGAGCCAUUUAGUCGAACAGCACAUAGGCGACUGUUAACAAAGAUCCACUCUAAUAGUGCUUGUCCUGCCCUCAUACUUAGUGCUAUGUCUACACCUGCCAGUCCACGGAAACUAGCCAUCGGGUCGCCGGAUACACGUAGAGUGUAUCUCGUCGGCUCUCCAUUUUGGCGAGCUGAGGUCAAGUGAAUGACCACACUAGUAUCCUGUAUGUGUGUUUCGGAGACACAGCAUACAUCAAUAGUACGAGAUUCUAGAGUUUUAGCCAAGGAGGCAUGCUGGCUGAUUUGACAUAGGGUGCGUACAUUGAAGGCUCCAAUGUGUAGUUUGUGGUGAGGUUUCAGUAAACCUGGGACAGUAUUUCGUGCACUAGAAUCAUUGACCAUAGUGACACUUGAGGAGGAAGCCGAAAGAGAAAGUUUAUUGCUGAAAGUCGAUGUGUGAGGAAUAAUGAGAAUUGAAGAAGGAGAUUAUGAAUACAAUGAUCUUGAGUGCUGUUAGAUGUAUAAGGGCUGUUACCAUUUCUCCAUCGCGCACACCCUGGAAGGGUUCUUAUAGAGAUGCAGUGAUGCAGUUGCCAGCAUUAUCCCAAAGUUCAAUCAUGACCCCGAACGUGGAAAUACCUUCCACACGGCAAUGAUUGUUACUUGCAACCACUUAAAUUCAACCAAUGUGAGUUCAGAGUUCACAUUAUUGUUCCAUUUGUUUCUUUUUCCACUUUGCACUACAUCUUUGGUCGGAGCGAAGGUAUGUGGGUCCAUCACAGCGAUGUUUAGUUCGGGCUAUUUGAUUUCAUUCUCUAAUGCGAACAUAAAAAAAUCAUUUUAAAAGCCCUGAAACAAUAACUAAACGUCAAAAAUAUAAAUUGGUACACGAGUGGACUGUUUAAUCAACUCAGUGCUAACCAACCGGAAAUUCUUUUUCUUCACUCACAAAAACUAUUGCUCUUACGACACUAACAGUAGUUUUUCAACGUUAAAACAACUGAGACCACACUGUACUUGACAAGUAAAAACAUCACAGUUGCUUUGGGAAGGUAUUUUAGGUUUUACUAAAAUUUGUCAUGGAGUAGCUUUUAAAUUACGUGAGGGAAUCAUACCUUACCUGAUUAUCUAUUAACAUUUGCAUUUCAGAUCCACUGGUCUAAGAAAGUAAAUCAUUUUCAAUUUCUUAGACAAGAAAAUGAAACAUGGAGUCGGCAACUAUAAGAAGUCAAUUAAUGGUACUUUUUGACAAUUUAAAAAGUAUUCAACCGAGUGAACGAGAUAAUUUAAUAGCGUUUAUGAAAAAAAAUUUAUCACAACUGCAAGAGAAUAAUGAAAGAAGCGAUGUGUACCAGGGUAGCAUUAUCAGCAAUGACAACUAUCUUUGUUGUAGUGGAAAUGUGGAUAAUACCACUACUACUAUUAUUACCGCUACUACUUCUAAUGUUAGCUUAACUAGCAGCUCUUCAGUGUAUGCGAAUGUAAAAUCUUCAGAAUUAUAUGACUUAAAUAUCAAUGUAGACAGUCUGCAGCUAUCGUUUGAAGCAACUCCUGAAUCAGUAGUCGAUGAAGGGAAUGAUUUUCCUACACUAACAAUACAACACAAUACUACUAGCCUAACAGGUCAUAAUUGUUCAGAAGCAAUCUAUGUAAACGAAUGUUUGCCCAUGGCUACAAAUGCGCCAACAUCUAAUUGCUCAAAUUUGAAUAAUGAAUCAAAUUUUCAUGAAACGCUUCAAAAACAAAAUCCUAUCCCAUUAGACAGUAAUGUAACCGACAAUAAUCAUACAUCAAAUUCCAUCAUAAAUUAUGAAGGACCCAAUUAUGAAACCUAUUUGAAUUGUCCAUUAUGUCGAGUUACAUUUGAAAAUUGGCCAAAUUUAGAAUAUCAUCUAUGUAAUGAACACACAACAAAUAAUGUAGCACCUGUAUGCUGGCGAUGUCAAGGUGUAUUCAAAAAUCAUGCUGUUCUUCUAGCACAUGAAUGUUUUGAUUGGGGUCGACUAUAUUUACCUUGUACAGUACAUAUGAAUAAAUCAUUGAAAAGUUUUCGUAAAUUUUCAAAAAUCGAUUUAGAAAGGAAACAAUUUCCGAUGGAUGGCGUGUUUUUAAGUAGACGUUGUGGAUUAUGCUAUAAAUCAAAUGUUACAUUCACAUCGUAUGAUGCAUUUGAAAAACAUAAAUCAUCUUCACAUUCUACCACAGGGAGAGAUGGCGGUUAUGAACCUCCCACUUCUCGCACACUAACAACAUCAACUCGUAAAAAAAUACAAUCAUUAAAGUGCAAUUCACCAUCAGAUGAACAUCCAUCAUCCGAUGUAGCUAUCCGUAGUGUAGUACGUAAUCUAACCGAACAUUUCUAUGCAUUAAAUUAUUAUCAAGAAGGACGGAAACGACGUGAAGGUGGGAGAAGAGCCGUUUUAGAUAAUAAUCAUAAUUCAACCGAAGAUAGUAUAAACCAUACAAAAACUAUGUCAGAAAUAACAACGACAGAAGAUAAUCCUAUCACCAGUACAACUACUACCAAUGCCACUGCUGUAGAUGUCAUCUCUACUAUCACUAACACAAAAGAUGUGGGAGAAAAAGAGACGACACUUACUUCGUUGGAUAUUAGUAACGGCAAUAAUGAUAAUGAUAAUAAUAAUAAUAAUAAUAAUAAUAAUAAUAAUAACAAUAAUGAUAGUGAACAAAAUAAAAAGUCACUAAAUAACUGUAGUCCAUCAACAUUCUUAACUAGUCUACUGGUCGCUCAACGGGUUAAACAUAAUCUAACAUUGAAAAAUAAACGUGCUCGUCGGUUAAAAGCAGUUGCUUUUGAAUGUGAUUCCAUUGAAAAACAUGUAACUGGUGAAGUUGAUGAUCAUUUGAGUACAACAACGGCACUAUCUUGUGAUGUUCCUCCUUCCCCAUCGAUUGGUAGCCAUAUGUCCGAAGGCGAAAUCCAAUUUUUUCGUAACAGACGAAGCUCAUGGUUGCAUUGUUAUAAGAACACUAGACGUUUAAAAUUACAAUUGAAACGCAAAAUGACAAUUGCUGGUCGUCAGAGAGUCAGUGCUUCGACAUUGUUUACUAAUAAUGCAAUUAAAAUUCGACGAUUUAUUUGUAAUCAUUGUUCAGCAGUUUUCCGAUUAUCAUCAAGAUUGCGCGCACACUAUUUAUUUCAACAUGGUCAUAUCCCAGAAUGCCUUGGAGGCUUAUCACCGAGACCAAAUGAAAUUUCAUUCCAUAAGCGACGGAAUAUUAGCCGCAGUCGUAGUAGUAGCAGUAUUAAUAAUAAUGAUGACAGUAAUAGUAGAAUUAUUCAUAUACCAGAUUGUGCAACGUCUCAAGAAUCAUCAUUACAUAACAGUGAGAAUAUGAGUCCAUAUUUGAAGAUUACUACUUCCACUACUACUUUGACAAUGACGACGCCGACGACAGUCACUUCCACCUUUGUGUUGUCAAGUAUCCCGAAUGAAUCCAGUAGCCUUCCUCCUUCAGGAUUGUUCACAAGAUUAAGGAAACGUAAAGCUGUUAGGGAUAAUAACAGUAUAACUAUGAAUGCUUCCAUUCAGAAUGCAAAACGGAUUAAGAAACAGACCAAUGAUAUUAUUACAAAUACUAUGAGUAAUAAUAAUCAUAAUAAUGAGAAUGAAAUUACAGGCUUAUUACAUGAAAAUUUCCGAAUUAAUGAAAUAGAUGAACAAUUAAUUUCUAAAUCAACAUUACUAUAUAAACAACGUUAUUGUACUGAAUGUAAUUGUACAUUUAAAAGUGCCUAUAAUUUAAAACGUCAUCAAAAAAUUGUACAUUUACAUGAAUAUCGUUAUUUUUGUGGUUAUUGUGAAUUUCGUACUGGUGAACGUUUAGCUUAUGAAGAACAUUUAGCAAGACAUUUUUGUGUUAAACAAUUUAUUUGUGAAAUAUGUAAUGCACGUUUUACAAACAAACAUGAAUUAGAUGAUCAUAGAGCAUUUAAACAUUCGAAUGAACGAAAUUUUGCCUGUACUGAAUGUGAUCAAAGAUUCAAGACUGCGGGUACACUAUGGCGACACAAAAAAACACAUGAGAAACGUGUUUAUCAUUUAUGUCCAAUAUGUUCAACAUCAUUUACGCGUUUGUCAAAUUUAAAUCGUCAUCUCUUACGAACACAUAAACUAAAACACUAUCACCAAUCAAUUAAUAACCACGAUGAAUUACUUAUGAUGGAUUCCACUAAGAAAUUAUCAACAAGUCAACGUAGCAGUUCAUUGAAUAAUAAGCAAAAAAGGACCAAAAGUUGUCAACCAUGUAACAAAGUAUCAAGUAACAUAAAUAAUCAUGAAACUAGUCUUUUGAAUCAAAAUCAUGUAUCAUCAUGUCAACAAACAGUUGAACAGGUUAUUCCUGUUGAAAUCAUUACGCCACAUUUACCUGGAUCUGACCUGUCGUCAAAUCACCAAACCUUGAUGAACAUUAUUCCUGAUCAGGAUUCGAGAUCUUCCAACAUAAUCAAUAUUUCUGAUCAUAUCGAUAAAAGUAUUUUAAUCAGUCCUACUAUUUCAACUUCAUGUUCUGACACGUCAUCAUCAUCAUUGCCAUCAAACAUACCAAAAAUAUUGCCAACACAAGAUCACGUCAUUGUGACAACAGAAGGUUCUGUUAUUCCAACUGAUACCUCUGGAUAUCAAGCAGUUGAUCUUGAUAAUAAUUCUACUGUAUUUAUGUUGAAUUUUAGUGAUUUGGAUGCAAAUAGUCGUGCGUUUUUUGAACCCACCGAUGUACUUAGUGACAGCCAUGAUAAUCUUCAACACAAAAUGAUGAUAGCAGUUCGUGAUCCUGUUUAUGAACAAGCAACAGCGUUUCCAACUUCCUUAGUUGUUUCUUCUUCCUCAUCAUCUUUGUCCAAUGGGAUGCUAACUUCUUCAACAUUGUCGUCAUCGCCAAAAGUAGCUGGAACCACAAUAACUUUACAGUCGAACUUAUUGUUACCGAUUCAAUUGACUACUAAUUCAUUUUCUGCGAUAACCACAUCAUCGAUAAGUCAUAAUACCAAUGUCAACCCUGAUGUGAUCACAAAUAAUAAUGAUACUAACUCUUGGUCUACAAUGAUAUCACGUCAACUAGAACCUAGUCUAUGUUAUUUAAUUACAGCUACUGAAACGAUUGAAAAUGGUGUUUUAUGCAGUCACAGUAAUGAUGCCACAAGUACAGUUGCCAUAACUACCACUGCUUCUACUACUACUACUACUACCACUAAUAAUAAUUUUAAUAGUAAUAAUGAUAACAACAGUAAUCCUACUCAAAUCAAUGAUAAUCUUAGUCAUGAUUCAGAUGUCACUGGCCUGAAUGUUGAUAAUAAUGAUGACAUUGUUAAUGGUAUGAAUAUUGUGGAAGAUACACCUCAGUCAAUAUCGUCUGUUGAUAUUUUAAAUUCGCUUCACACAGAUAUGGUAGAUAAUAUGAUGAAUGGGACAGUAUUGAAAAUUGGUUCUCAGUCUCCACAGUUGUCAUUGGCCAAUAGUAAUUGUAUUUUCUAUGAAACACGCUGUUCGUCAACUUUAACAACCACACAUUCUUCUUCGGUUCAUGUACCAGCUUCAUCUUCCUCGUCUUGUCCUAACUCAUCUUCAUUGUCAUCUACAUCAAUCAACCAGUCGACAUCAAUAUGGCGUCCCGUUGACUGUGAAACACCAAUGUUGAAUAAACAAGAAAAUCGUCCGUUUCAAGCUCAUAUCAAUCCACAUUGCUCCACAAUUAAUACGGCUAAUAAUACCCAUAACAAUAAUCCUACUAAUAACCAUAAUGCAACAUCAGUCCUCUUCACCGGUGAUGACGGCGAUGCCUAUCCUGUGGAAUAUUAUGACCAGCGAUAUCAUCAGAUUCAACAUGUGUUUCCACUUAUGUCCAAAGCACAUGAUAGUUUCAUUUACGACGGUAGUAACCAUGGUGGCGAUGAUGAUGUUGAUGACGAUGAUGGGGAAGAGGCGGAAGAAGAGGAUAGUGACUACGCUGGUUUGGCAAACAAUCAUGUUUCUACUAACAAUCUAACUAUCAGUAAUAACAACAAAGCCCAUCAAAUAACGACAAGUUUACUAGAUACUAGCGUAAUGCUCUCAUGGAAUCCAACAAAUGAUAACAAUAAUAAUCAUUCGACAGAAUUCCUAGAUUAUCCUCAUUAUUCUCCGAAAUUUCCAUCACCAGAUUCUAACAAUUUGUCUCCUUCAUCAAUUCAUCUUGAUCGACAACAACAUCAACAACCGUUUGAAUUGUUAAAUUUUCCACAGUCUCGUCAUGAUCAGAUAAUAUCAAAUCCGGUAACAAGUAUUACUGGAGUUCUCUCUCCUAGCUCUUUGUUAUCGCCAUCGUCAUCUAUAUCGACACCAACACCAUCAUCAUCGUCGUCUCUGUUAUAUGAAAACAACUUCAAUGAUUGUGCUAACUUCUUAGGACAAUUCUAUCAUCACAACACAUCUAUCAGUAAUAUCAAUCUAUCUUACAAGAAUAGUUAUAAUACUCUAAGUAAUACACCGAAUAUCAUGAAUAAUAUAGAAAAUACUUGUUAUUCUGCUGCUCAGUUAAAUGACCAUGAUGAAAUUCCAGAUGUUACGGAUCAAUGUUCUAAUUUUUCUGUUGGAUAUUUAAUUGGUCAUUCAAAUAUGCCUCCGUCCUCAUCACCAUCGUCAUCUAUAGCAUCGCCCUCUUCCAGAUGUCUACUGUUACAAACAGGAGAAAAGACAGAAAUUAUAUCGUCGAUUUGUCAAUCUUCUAACUCUACGUCUAGUCUAAUUACCGGUAACAUAUAUAACUUAAAUUCUCCACAAUUACCUCUCCCAUUGUCUGAUCAUUGUAACCUCGCCCAACAACAACAACAACAACAACAACAGCAACAUGAUCAUACGUCAAUAUCACAGUUGAGUUUCCCGAAAGAGUCUAUCGAUUAUGAAUUUGUUAUAUAAUAAUUAUAACAACAACUAAUUUAUCUGUAUAGAAAGAUGAUAAGUUCAAAUAGACUUGUAAAGAAAAGAAAUAUAUGAAACUGUAUUUUCUUUUGCUGAACUUAUUUAUCAUAUUUACAAAUAGAAUUUUACUUAUGUAUGUAAUUUAUUAUUUCAUGUGAAUUCUACGGGAUGGGGUCACUAACCCCCCCCAUGCCCAACCCUUUUCCUUUACCCGGGUUCGAAACCGGCAGUAACUCUAGAAGAGUUACAGGCAGAGUUUAUAAUUUCAUGUACAUAAUCAUUUUCUUUUUUUUAAUUUUUAUUCAAUUAUAAUUCAUUGUUCUAUUUUGAUUUUAUGUUAUCAUUAAGUGAUUGAUAAUGAGAAGUACAAAACAUAAUGUACUUUUAUCAUUGGUUUUUUUAAUGAUACAUUAAUAUGUCCUCAAGAGUCAGACUAAUCAGAUGCU